Molecule: messenger RNA, 2430 nt
Organism: Peronospora farinosa
Lineage: Eukaryota; Oomycota; Peronosporomycetes; Peronosporales; Peronosporaceae
Source: the annotation of a GenBank genome assembly
AUGAUUCGCGUCUCCUCAUGCCGAUACCUGCGUAUCAGCUGCACUGAAGACGAUCACCCGCUCUUUCGACGCUAUUAUGCCAGGAGUAAUCGAGAGCGUGGCGUCAAGCUUCUGCGAUGCUUCCCGCAUUGCUGUCCAGAACAUGUGCAGCGGUGCUACUGUGGAACCUCCAUCCACGUUCUGGUGACAUUCGCUGCCGUUGUGUCAGCAGCUAGUCAAAGGAAUCUCGUGGUCUGCGCUCGCUUUGAGCCUUCAAGAGUGGUCUCUCUCUCGUCAAGUUUAGUGAACCUGGUCAAUUUUGAGAGAAUAGACGACGAGAACCAGCGCAAGCUUCAGCCAGGUGAAACUAUCUCAUUGCCGGAGAGUCUUCUGUUGGCUGAAGAGUAUAUGACGAAGGAAACGGUUUGGAUUCGAGCGGACAGAGAAGGAGACAUGAAGCAAAAGUAUCAGGACGCUGUCCUGUUUGUACUCAACAACCAUAGGUUCCCCAAGUGGCUUUACAGUUACAACAGUAGCAUUACCAGGAUGCAACGAGAGAUGACACACCAUCUGGUCGCCUAUGUCUUCCACCUUACAGGCAAUAGGUCGACGCCUAACGAGAUGGAUGCGAUUGUACUCGCGCGCCACGAGUCGCCUGGGUUUUUACUCGUUUCUUAUCGACGCUCAGGCAACACUUCUGGGUGCGAUUUGCCGGCAAUUGAUGUGACAAAUAGCAACAUGUUCGCAGCCGUCGAGAUUGUUUCACCCGGUGUAUGUCCGUCGCCAUCCGAUGAUUUGAAAAUGAAUUUAGUUGGUCGACCAGUUUCUGAAACAUCGUAUCAGAAGAUGAAUACCAUUCGAUUAGACACAAGCCAAGGACAGCUCCAAUUUUCAAGUAAUCAUCGGCGCUUGAAACAAGAGGAAAAAGGGCAGCAGAAAAUGCAGUCCGAAGCUAGAAGAAGCUCCGUCUCCUCAUUCAUCGAGACUACCAAUGAUACUUACUCAUGGCAGCGAGACACGAGAGCCAGAAAUUGUCGAUUUCAAGAAAAAGGUCAGCACCUACUCAUUUUAUGGAUCUUCAUUCAAAGUAUUUCACUGAGCGACCUUAAAAUCUCCACCGAGUCGAUUACUGAGCAUAUUUGCUCACAUUGGUUAAGAGCAGCAGCUAUUCUACGAUCGCCAUCGCCAAGCUCGAGCCGACAGCUCAAGACUGUCGUAAUCUCUUUCCUGAGUGAAAUUUUUGGACAUCAACCAGGCAUCAAUUCGACAGUGCCUUUUGCAACAGAAAGGGAUACCCUCCAAGUGCCUGCGCUUCUAUUUUUCCGGGCAAUGUCGUCACAUUCCGUACAAUGUCUUUUGCAUUCCGCAUGUUCUUUCAUCAAUGAUGAGACGAGCAAAGCAGAACUCCAAAUACGAUUUGUCCUGCUAGUAUCGGAUUUGUACGAUGCUAUGGGUGAUGUGCUGCAAGAAGUGAGUGCACAGACAGCAGGUCUAUCGCGAAGACACCAGAAGAGUCUUUCGCUACCGGCAUUGGUUGAUGAUGUGCUAUCGCUUGUGUAUGGUCAGCCGCGUUUUCAUCGACUUCGAUCUCAAGUCUCAGCGCUACUUCUCGACCAGCAACUAUAUGUGUUCGAAGCUCUGAACGGCGUGUUUCAGGUGUUCACAGCUGUGGUACGAGAGAGACUUAUCGCAUCUGCAACUUUAUACAAAACAUCAACACGGCUCCAGCAUUCUUUUCGGAGAAACCGUUUACUGGAACUGUGGAACCAUUGCUGGCUGCUAGAGCCUCGGUCGGUGAAUAUUGUCGAUGCAUCGCGGGGAGAUUGUGCUCAUGACAUGCGUCUAGUGGAUAUCGUGCAAAUUUGGUUUGAGUUCGGCUGUGUGGAUGUCACCAUCAAGGACGAUAUGUCCUCGAUAUCGUUACGAUCCGCCGUUUCGUUUUUAGAUCAUACGGCGGUUGCUCCAAUGAAGUUAGUACUGGACGGGAAGUUGCGUUUGUUCCGUGUGUUGCCUAGUGGCGUGUCAUCCAUGAUCCCAACAGCAGGGGGGUGGUCAAUCGGCGACUAUACGGCUAUAUUUUUGGCAGACGGAAACGCGUUGAAGGUGAAUUUCUUCUGUUUCGCUGAAGAAAAGGCUGGGGCGUGUGCCCAUCGUCCCGUGGACUCUCAAGACCUGGAACCGUAUAUUUAUGCGGAGGUAAUACGGCUGCGACGAGUGUGCAUUUCGAUUCGACUAGAAGAAAAUUCGAAUCACGACGGAGUCACUUCGACGAACCUGUUUGCUGUCGUGCAAGGAACCACCUACGAAUCGAUAUACUCGCCGUCUAGCCAACGGGUCGAUGGACUCAAGUUGUCAGAAAGGACAGUUCUUGAACGGGCUGUAAUGUGGGACGAAGUCGAAUGGGAACCAUUAUUGGAGUUUCAAGCGGAAUCUGUUCCUUAUAUCAUGUAG